AUGACCACUCCUAUGAACGAAAGAAGCUUCUGUCGCGAAAGCGAAAGCGCAGCAGAUGAACCCAUUGCCAUUGUGGGCAUGGGCAUGAGAUUACCCGGGAAUGUUCACACCGCAGAUGAAUUCUGGGACAUGCUCGUCUCGGGCAAAAGUGGCCAUGGCCCAGUCCCUAAAAGUCGGUAUAACGCGAAUUCCUUCUUUCAUCCAUCUACCUCCCCGAUGACCGGAUAUUUCUUGGAAGAGGACCCUGCGUACUUUGAUGCCGGAUUUUUCUCCGUUGGUGCCAAAGAGGCCAGGCUCAUGGAUCCCCAGCAACGGUUGCUCCUCGAAGUAGUGUGGGAGUGCCUCGAAGACUCCGGCGAAACCAGUUGGCGCGGAAAGGAUAUAGGCUGCUAUGUCGGAGUGUUUGGGGAGGAUUGGCUGGAGUUGUCCCUCAAGGGACUAGACCCUUGUCCAGAUCGCCAUCAUGCCCUCGCUACCGGAGGCUUUGCCUUGUCAAACCGAGUCUCAUAUGAAUUUGACUUCCGUGGGCCGAGCAUGACUAUACAAACCGGAUGCUCGGCUUCGCUUGUUGGUUUGCACGAGGCUUGUCAGGGGCUUCGCACCGGGCAAUGCUCCUCUGCCGUCGUUGCUGGAACCAACCUCAUAUUAACCCCGACGAUGACAAGCGUCAUGAACCAAAAUGGUGUUCUAUCGCCUUCGGGUCAAUGCCAAACAUUUGAUGCCAAUGCGGACGGGUAUGGCCGUGGAGAGGCUAUCAAUGCAGUCUAUAUCAAGCGCCUCAGCGACGCCCUGAAAGAUGGCGACUCUGUCCGUGCGGUAAUACGGUCCACAGCCGUGAAUUUUGACGGGAGGACGGCAGUCAUGACUAACCCCAGCGGAAUAGCGCAAGAGACGCUGAUACGAAAUGCAUACAAACAGGCUCAGAUACAUAACAUCUGCGACACGGCCUUUUUUGAAUGCCAUGGGACAGGUACCUCAGCUGGAGAUUCGGUUGAGACAUCAGUUGUCGCCAAGAUCUUCGAGGGCCAUGGUGUACUUAUGGGUAGUGUCAAGCCAAACUGCGGUCAUUCCGAGGGGGCUUCAGGUCUCACUAGCAUCAUUAAAGCAACCCUUGCCCUGCAACACCGCACCAUCCCACCAAACAUCAAUUUUCAUAAGCCCAAUCCCACUGUCCACAAGGAAGACUCCCGGAUUGAGGUUCCUGUGAAAGCCCAACCAUGGCCGAAUGACCGCCAGGAACGAGUGAGUAUCAAUUCAUUUGGUAUAGCCGGGGCCAACGCGCAUGCUAUUCUGGAUUCUGCGGCUGCAUUUGGAGUACAAAAGAUGGCCCACCCGGAAUCAGACCGUCCGCACCUCGUCGUGGUUUCUGCGCACAACAAACAGUCCUUACAACGUCGCAUAAAAGACAUAGCAGGCUACAUAAACACUAACCCCACGAGCCUUCACGAUUUGGCAUAUACAUUAGCAUCACGACGGGAGCAUCACAGUCAUCGGGCAUUCGCGGUAGUCUACCCGGACACGCCAGUGGAUCAGUCUCAAUUUCAGUCGUCACCCAAGACGCUCCCCUCUCCUGCAUUAACGUUCGUGUUCACAGGACAAGGGGCGCAAUGGGCGGGAAUGGGGAGACAGCUUCUGGAAACUGAGCCUUUAUUCUGUAAUGCGAUCAAGAAGAUGGAUGAGGUGCUUCAGAACUUGACAGAGCCCCCAGAAUGGUUCUUACUUGAGGAGCUUUCACGAGUGGGCACUGAGUCGCGUGUCAAUGAAGUUGAACUAGCCCAGCCACUUUGCACUGCCCUCCAGCUCGGAUUGCUCCAGAUCCUAGCAUACUGGGGUAUUCAACCAAGCACUGUAGUUGGACAUUCUAGUGGUGAGAUCGCUGCAGCCUGCGCAUCAGGUGCGAUAACAAUUGAAUCAGCUAUUGUUAUCGCAUUCUACCGUGGAAGGCUGGCCAAAUUACAGGAGGGCUCCGGUGCAAUGGCAUCUAUUGGAUUGAGCCAUGAGGAAGUUCUACCGUUCCUCGUCGACGGGGUGGUCGUCGCUUGUGAGAACAGCCCUCGUAACGUGACGAUUUCAGGACCCAAGGAACAGAUACCCCAGGUAAUCAGCAAUAUUACCACGGCUCUUCCGGGAAUUUUCUGUCGGAAGCUGCGUGUGCAGGUUGCCUACCAUUCUCCGCAGAUGGAGACUAUCGGAACGUCAUAUGAGAAUGCUCUCGUACCUCAUAUGAAUCCGGGACCACAUAUGCGGCCGAUGGUUUCUAGUGUCACCGGCGAUAUCAUUACUGACCCUUCUCAACUCGGACCAAGCUACUGGCGUCGGAACCUUGAAUCUCCUGUCCGCUUUUCAAAGGCAGUAGAGAUGCUUCUCAAAAGGCAGACGGAGGGUAGCCAGAUAUUCAUAGAAGUCGGACCACAUUCCGCUUUAUCUGCGCCUCUUCGGCAGAUAUUUCAAGUUGCUCCUCGGUCACCUCCCGUGUACAUACCCACCCUUACGCGCAACGAUGACCACCAAAAAUCCCUACUGCUCGCAACUGCUGGAUAUGUGUUCAACACAGGGUCGUUUGUCGGCUUUCCCACAAUUGUGCAAGGUGGUAGACUUCUUGGCGACAUCCCGCGCUUUCCAUGGACGCAUACUGACAUGUACUGGAGCGAGGGUAGACCAAGUCGCGACUGGCGGCUACGCUCACUCCCUCACCAUGAGCUUCUAGGCUCAAUGAUAAUGGAAGCGACAAUUCAGGAGCCAUCAUGGAGAAACGUCUUGCGGCUAGACGAUGUGCCAUGGCUGUCGGACCAUGUCCUGCACGGCGAAGUCGUCUUCCCAGCUGCCGGGUAUAUCACCAUGGCCGGCGAGGCCAUUAGGCAGUUGAAUGUCCUCAAUAACCAAUCAGAAUCUAGUCUCGAACGCUACACAAUACAGAACAUUCGGUUUGAGUCUCCUCUAAUGCUAACCAUUGAUGCUGCAGUUGAGGUUAUUUCAAGCCUCAAGCCAAUUGAGCUGGCAGACGGCGUCCUGUCCGGGUGGUACAACUUUUCUGUAUGUGCAUUCGACGGGGCUAAAUGGACAGUGCACUGCAAGGGUUGUGUACGUGCAGGAAGUGACUACUCUAUUUCUGUUGAGCGUAAAGAAGUCAGCCCUUUACCCCGAGGAGUGGAACCAUUACGGUGGUACCGCACGGUCCAGCGAUGCGGAUUACAAUACGGCCCCCAGUUCCAGCGUCUGCAAGACAUCACCGCAGACCCAAUUGACAAUGCCGCAGCUGCCACUGUACACCAGCCUGAUAUGCAGAAAGGCACCCACUACGCUCUCCAUCCUGCUGUUAUCGACCAAGCCCUUCAGCUGAUCGGUAUAGCCGCAUCGAGAGGAAGGUUACAUACCAUUUCAGGGGCCUUUAUCCCCGCCAAGAUUGAGCGCCUCGUUAUUGAUAACGGGCCAUGGUCGCGGGUUUCCUUCGAAGCUCGGACAUUUGAAGACAAAGAAAAAGGGCAGCAGGCAAAGAUCAUCGGUACCACUGAAGGCCAGACAAUCUUUAGGCUCGAGGGUGGAGUCCUGGCUGGCCUAGCAGGGUCUAGCAGGACAGGGACGGAUGAGACCGACUUAAUUUCUAGGAUACAUUGGAAGCCAGAUAUCGACUUACUGCCACCUGAGAAGAUCCUGCCUCCGCGCCCCAAUCUUGGACAUGCCACCCACCGUAGGAUUCUUGGGCUCCUUUCUUUAAUACACAUUCGAGCCACAGCUGAGCGAAUUGGGCAUAUCGAUUCGUCUACCCAACAUUUGAUGAAAUGGAAAUCUUGGAUCCUAUCGGAGGCCGCUAAGAUUAGCGUCGGCGUGCAUCCAAAUCUGCAGCCACUCUCAAGGUGGCUCGAGGAAGUGCAACCGGAGACGGAGGAUGUCCUUCUCCAUGCAAUGAAAGAGAUUCCGGUGCCUUCGUCGGCCAUACUCAGUGAUGGGCUAUCUACUACCCAUGAAGGCUCAAGUCAGUGGAACUAUAUGCCUCCAGCUGAUUUCUUAGAGAGAAUAUACAGCCGCCUUGAGAGCAUACCGGCCGACGUCCCCGGUCUAACCAUCAUUGAAUGUAUGAGGGCAGUCUACGAGAAUGCCGUCGAUUUCAUGUCUGGGAAAUGUUCCCCGCUAGAGGUACUCGUUUCCAGCAAUAGGUUGGAAAGGUUCUACGAAGACACACUGUCCCGAGAGACUGAUCUGACGAAAGUCUUUUCCCUUCUUGGACAUGCGAAUCCAUUGAUGAGAGUCCUGGAGAUUGGCGCCGGAACAGGCUCUAUGAGCGAAAUGGCGCUCUCUUCGCUGAGGUCUCCGACUGGCGCACAGCUUUUCUCUCGCUAUGUCUUCACAGAUAUUUCCGCUGGAUUCUUCGCCACUGCCCAAGAGAAGUUCAAGGGGCAGGCCAAUAUGGAAUACCGAACAUUGGAUAUCACACGUGAUCCAACGGAACAGGGGUUUGAGGCGCACAGCUUCGACCUGAUCAUCGCUUCCAACGUUAUGCACGUCGCUCCAAAUCUGCAUGAGGCUUUGCUACAUACCAACAAGCUGCUUGCCAAGAAUGGGCGUUUCUUGCUACAAGAGUUUUAUUCGGAUACUCCUGUCACGGACUACGUGGUGGGUGCGCUUCCUGGCUGGUGGUUGGGUGAAGACGAUGGACGCCCUGACAAACCUUACAUCUCGGGAGAGGAAUGGGACAAGAAGCUUCACGCAGCUGGAUUUACUGGAGGCGAGACAAUCGAGCGCGAUCUUGAGGGUUCGGUUCAGCCGUUAUUCACCAUUAUCUCUAGGCUUGCUCAGGAGCCGAUACCUGACAGAGAUAUAACUAUCCUGGCUUCUAACCCGGAGGAGGCAGGAUGGCCUGGAGAUGUGGCAGCGUGUUUCCGCAGAAGUGGCUAUGAAGUCCACUGGUCAACCUUGGAUGGCUCGCCCUGUAACAGUCGCACCAUCGUUUCACUACUGGAGGUUGACAGUCCAUAUUUCACUCAGUCUUCUCAGGAACAAUUUCUUGUUCUACAACGCUUCCUGAUGCAGAGUAAGGGAUGCAGAAUAUUAUGGGUAACGCAGCCAAGUACACUUAGCUGCACGGAUCCGCGCUUCAGUAUUAUUCAUGGUCUUGCUCGGGUAUUGAGACGCGAACUAUCUUUGGAUUUAUCUGUCUUGGAAAUGGAUUCCGCUGGGAAUCCUGCACCUAUCACCCUAGUCGAACUGCAUGAGAAGAUCCAGCAGGCCCGUGAAAUACCAGAUGGAGAUCUGGAGUACGAGUUCGCGUUGGAGGGUGGCGUUGUUCAUACCGCUCGGUCUUACCGGACGUCGCUCUCGCAACAGCUCACGAAGCAGUCCCCACUGAAUACAACACGGAAAUUGGGAAUCAAGCAGGUUGGAUUGACCAGUACUCUUCAGUGGGUACCCAGUACAACUGCAACGGAUCUGAGUCUCGGCGAAGUUGAGGUGGAUGUCAGCUACGUCGGGCUGAACUUCAAGGACACUUUGGUUGCCAUGGGACUUAUAGGGAACCCGAACGAUAUGGGUCUAGAGGCAACCGGAGUGGUGCGUCGAGUUGCUCCAGAUGUAACCGACCUGGCCCCUGGGGACCGCGUCGGGGCAUUGGGGACCGGCCUAUUCUGCAACCGUACGGUUCUACGUCGAAGGGCUCUGUCGAAGUUACCAGAUAGCCUUGCUUUGGCAGAUGGUGCCGCCAUGCUGACAGUCUAUUGCACGGUUAUUUACUCGCUAAUACAGGUUGGGAACCUUCAAAAGGGACAGUCGGUCCUCAUUCACUCUGCUGCCGGUGGGGUUGGUAUCGCAGCCAUAAAUAUUUGCCAGAUGCUCGGUGCUACGAUUUACGCCACAGUUGGAAACGAGGAGAAGGCAGAGUACCUUGUCAACACCCAUGGGAUUCCCAGAGCGCAGAUCUUCCACUCCCGCAAUACAUCAUUCCUGCCGGAUAUUAUGCGAGCCACUAGUGGACGUGGAGUCGACAUCGUCCUCAACUCACUGAGUGGUGAGUUACUACAUGCAUCCUGGGAAUGUGUGGCAGCCUAUGGAAAAAUGAUUGAAAUCGGACGACGAGACAUCCUGUCCCAUGGAAUGCUCAGUCUGAGCCCGUUUGCCGAAGACCGCUCAUUCCAUGCGGUGAAUCUUGCGAACGUCAGUCGGGACCGUCCUGAUAUAGCGAUAAGCACGGUGAGGACAUGCUUCGAGCUUUUCCAGAAAGGCCAGAUCCAACCAAUUCGGCCCGUGCAUGUUUUUGAUACUGCCCAAGUGAAGGAGGCUUUCCGAUACCUACAGACAGGUAAGCAUAUGGGAAAGGUCGUAAUCCAGAUGACACCAGAUCCAGCCCAACUACCAUGCGCGCCCGUAAGUUCCAAGGCUUCUUUUCCAUUCGACGCAGCGUACCUCAUCGUUGGAGGCCUCGGUGGCAUCGGGAAGUCAGUUUCUCGGUGGCUAGUUGAACAUGGGGCUCGCGAGAUAGUGUAUCUCUCCCCAUCAGCUGAGAAGGAUGAACAUCGGAAGUUCAUAAAGGAGCUAGAGGUUCAAGGCUGUCGCGUUAGCUGCGUGGCAGGGACUGUAACUGAACCCGCUGAUGUUCAACGAGCAAUCGGAAAGUGUACGAACCGUCUCACUGGCGUCGUCCAGAUGGCAUUGAAUCUGCAGGACCGAACCUUCGAGCACAUGACACCGGAGGAAUGGGAUAGCGGGCUAGCUCCGAAAGUCACCGGCACAUGGAAUCUACACACUGCAACCCAGGGCAUGGACCUAUCAUUCUUUGUCAUGUUCGGUUCGAUCGCGGGUUCCGCAGGGUCUCUGGGUCAGGCCAACUAUGCUGCCUCGAACACCUUUCUGACCGGGCUUGCCACAUACCGGAGACAGCGUGGUUUGGCGGCGUCGGUCCUGAAUCUGGGCCCGGUUGAAGAUGUAGGCAUCAUCAGUGAGCGGGCGGACUUUGCCCAAAUGACCAGCGUGGCCUCGGCUCAGCCCAUAACAGAACGGGCCGUCCUUGACUCGUUCCAAGUCAGCAUCGAAGACUCCCGCCCAAACCAGCAGUGCUCGGGGAUACUGGACGUUGGCAUUUCCGACAAAACGGGUAAGAGCGAGAGCGCUUCGCUCAUUCGGUUAUGGGGGCGCGAUGCCCGGUUUGCUAUGCACAGCAACUUAGGGCAGGCGUCGAUGGAUGAGGGAACGAACGGACCUGAACAUCGGCUGCGCGAAUUCCUUAACAAUGUCCACCAAGAUCCUUCGUUGCUGAACAAGUCUGAUGCGAUUACCGAGUUCAAACGGAACAUGGCUCACCUUAUUGCGGGCACGAUCUCAAAUGGGCGAGAACUGACUGAUGAAGAGGCUGCCGGUUUUGCAAUCGACUCGCUGGUGGCAAUUGAGAUGAGGAGCUGGGUGCGGCGAACUAUUCAUCUUGAUGUCCCGUUGUCUGAAAUUACAAAGGCUGGCAAUUUGGGGUCAUUGGCUGAUCAUAUCGUUAAACUCUUGAGGGUGCAGUACAAGUUGGGUCAAGGUGAAGAGUAA
This is a messenger RNA of Aspergillus tubingensis, 7515 nucleotides long. RefSeq names its product polyketide synthase. Lineage: Eukaryota; Fungi; Ascomycota; Eurotiomycetes; Eurotiales; Aspergillaceae. The record is from RefSeq and is a predicted model, not a curated record. The transcript is spliced from 13 exons. Gene Ontology annotation, biological process: secondary metabolite biosynthetic process; fatty acid biosynthetic process. The coding region runs from base 1 to 7515 and encodes 2504 amino acids. Gene Ontology annotation, molecular function: 3-oxoacyl-[acyl-carrier-protein] synthase activity; fatty acid synthase activity; oxidoreductase activity.